AUGCCAUCAUUUCCUGGGAGACGACACUAUCUCAAUACAAAUAAAUGUAGUACAGAAGAAAUAAAAUUUUUCCCAUAUAAACGAAUUAUUCCACAUGGUUAUUGUAUAAAAGAUGAUUUAAAUUGGCGGCCACAUAAUUUAGCAUUAAAUCCAAUUUAUUCAGAUUAUGGAUUAGAUUGGUCAUCAAAAUUGCGUUAUAUUGAAGCAUAUAAAGAUGAAAAUAGGAAAGAUGAAAAUAUUUGGCCAGAACAUUCAAGUCAUUUAAGAACGUAUCCAGAAUUAAAAUGUCAUGGAAUGAGUCCAGAAUGGUCAAUCUAUACGGAUGGAUAUACUACUGGAAAGAAAUGUUUAUUCAAUGGAAUACAUCAACGUAGUGUUUAUUGUACAUCAGAAUAUAGUUUACAUGAUGGAUUCACGCAUAAAAGGCAAAGGGAUAUUAUAGACCAACAUAAUGGUAUAUUUAAUUCAAUGAAACCAGGAGAUAAAAGUUAUGGUUCUGUAGAAUAUUCACCAAACUUUUAUAAAAUUAAUUCAUCUGUUCCAAAAGUUCAAUUUGGUUUAAUGACACACAUUCCAAAACAAAUCGAAGUUCCAAGAUUUUCAGUUAGUCCAAUAGUACAAUCAACUGAGCAGGAAUUCAAUCAAGAUUUAACAUUAAUACGUAAAGAAUUACGUGAAUUAGAUGAAUGGAAACCAGCUCCAACUUUAACUGAAACUAUAUUGUCUGUGAAGUUUUCAAGGAAGUAGAUUAAAAACCCUUUAUAUACAAUUAUAUGAUAUACAUUACCAGUAUUGAUUUUAAAACACGUAUAUAUGCAUCUGAAUUAUAUUUGAGGAA
Schistosoma bovis is the source of this 838-nucleotide messenger RNA. The record is from the annotation of a GenBank genome assembly. Lineage: Eukaryota; Metazoa; Platyhelminthes; Trematoda; Strigeidida; Schistosomatidae.